AUGGCUAAUGUUUUCACACGUCGUUCACAUUAUCCUCGUUAUGAAUCUUAUCGUUCACAAUGGUUAUCUUUACAAUUAAAAAUUUUCAAUUCAUCGAACUCUAAACAAAAUCAACCAUAUAAGAUAGUUAAGAGUUGUUCUUCUUCAAAAUUUGAUAAUUCUAAAAUACAAAUAUUAUUCAAAAGCAAUCAAAGACGUCCUUGCUCUCCCUUAUUCACUACGUAUACACAUGAUUAUCGACCAUGGUCAUACGCAGAUAUAAAACUAUCGAAAAACCAAAGCUUUGUUCAAUAUGAUGAAGUAGCUGAAUCUAGUGUACCAGCAUUAACUACAGUGUCUAUGACAUCAAAACGAUAUGCAUUACCGAAUGUAACAUUACCCAUACCAAUACGAUGUUGUUGUACACAUUCAAAACAAUGGAAAGAUCAAUGUCUAACACAAACACAAACUAAUUAUUGGAAAAAUUUGUCUUGUUGUGGUAUUAUACAUGAAAAAGAAAUUAAUAAAUACAACUAA
Messenger RNA from Rotaria sp. Silwood1, 516 nucleotides. The record is from the annotation of a GenBank genome assembly. NCBI's taxonomy places the organism in Eukaryota, Metazoa, Rotifera, Eurotatoria, Philodinida, Philodinidae.